Messenger RNA from Varanus komodoensis (Komodo dragon), 2773 nucleotides. It is a transcript of the gene CCM2, whose product is annotated as CCM2 scaffold protein. NCBI's taxonomy places the organism in Eukaryota, Metazoa, Chordata, Lepidosauria, Squamata, Varanidae. The coding region runs from base 239 to 1579 and encodes 446 amino acids. The record is from RefSeq and is a predicted model, not a curated record. The transcript is spliced from 11 exons. Gene Ontology annotation, biological process: vasculogenesis; heart development.
CAAGAUGGCGGCAGGAUUGAAAAGUUGUUGCCGCGGCGGCGGUCGCGGCGCUUGAGUCUUCCGUGGGCGGCCAUGGCGGCGCAGUGAGGGCCGAGGGGACCCGGGCGGGGAGAUGCCUCGGGGCCCCGCCUGAGCCAUGGAGGAGGAAGGCAAGAGGGGCAAAAAGUCUGUGUGCCCUGUGCUGGCAUCCGGAAAGCGUUGCAGAUGUGAGAGGAGGGCAGAUACGUAAUGUCUACUCAUGAUGAAUCCUGGAAUAGUGUCCCCUUUCAAGCGCGUCUUCCUGAAGGGUGAAAAGGGCCGGGACAAGAAGGCCCAGGAGAAGGUGACGGAAAGGCGGCCGCUGCACACUGUGCCGCUCUCCCUGCCGGACCGUGUGGAACCAGACGUCCUCUUGAACGAUUACAUUGAGAAGGAAGUGAAGUACUUAGGCCAAUUAAGCUCUGUCCCAGGGUACCUGAACCCCUCCAGCCGAACCGAGAUACUGCAUCUGAUAGACAAUGCAAAGCGAGCGCACCAGCUUCCAGGCCAGCUGACCCAGGAACACGAUGCCGUGAUCAGCCUCUCGGCCUACAACAUCAAGCUGGUGUGGCGGGACGGUGAAGAUAUCAUACUCAGGGUCCCCAUCCACGACAUCGCGUCCGUCUCCUACAUCCGCGACGACUCCUUGCACUUGGUGGUGUUGAAAACAGCUCAGGACCCCGGGAUCUCCCCCAGCCAGAGCCUUUGCACCGACAGCUCGAAGGCGCUCACGUCAGGGUCGCUCUCGGAGAGCGGGGUGGUCCCCAUCGAAGCUUGCUGCCUGGUAGUCCUGGCUGCAGAGAAUAAAGUCACGGCAGAGGAACUCUGCUCCCUUCUCAGCCAAGUCUUCCAUAUUGUUUACACGGAGUCUACCAUUGACUUCCUGGACAGAGCAAUAUUUGACGGUGCCUCCACCCCGACACGACACCUCUCCCUGCACAGCGAUGGCUCUUCUACGAAAGUGGAUGUGAAAGAUUCCUACGAAACCGAAGCGAGCACUUUCUCCUUUCCCGAGUCCUUGGAGACCGGGGGCAACUCGCCUUCCUCCUUCUCGGCACAGACGUCUCCCCACGCCAAGACCGCCAGCGAGAGCGAGCUGAGCACCACCGCGACGGAGCUGCUGCAGGACUACAUGAUGACGCUGCGAACGAAACUCUCCUCCCACGAGAUCCAGCAGUUUGCAAUGCUCUUGCAUGAGUACCGCAACGGGGCGUCCGUCCACGAGUUCUGCGUCAGCCUGCGACAGCUCUACGGGGACAGCCGGAAGUUCCUUCUCCUUGGCCUUAGACCGUUCAUCCCCGAAAAGGACAGCCAGUACUUCGAGAAUUUCCUCGAGACCAUUGGGGUGAAGGACGGGCGGGGCAUCAUCACUGACAGCUUUGGGAGGUACCGGCGGGCGGUGAGCACGGCGUCCAACUCCACGACCAACGGCAACGGAGCGGCGGGGAGCUCGGACGAUCAGUCGGUGCCCUCGGAAGGCGACGAGUGGGACCGGAUGAUCUCGGACAUCAGCAACGACAUCGAGGCCCUGGGCUGCAGCAUGGAUCACGACUCCUCCUGAAGGCGCGGCGGGAGCGCAAGGGUGGCCCCCCCCUCGCGGGCGCCCCGUCACUCGCUCGCGGGCUCUUCCUGGAUGGUGGCGGCAUUCUCGCUCCAGGCGAAGCGGGAAGGGGGCGAGCCCGAGAGCGCUGCUUUGCCCGCCUUUUCCAGCGGCUGUUUGCGGUACCCACCUCGGGCUCGUGGCCGAUGGCCCCUGCUGUGAAGGAGCGCGAGCAGGGGAGCCACGGAAGCGGAACUGGACUGGCCUUGAACAGAGAGCGCCUGGCCACAUCGCCGGGCGCCCGUCUGUUUUCUUGCUGGGGGCUGAAUUGGGGGGGGGGGGGGAGCAGCCAUGGAUCCGAGAAGAAGAGCCUGGGUCUUGCUGCACAGACCGCCAGCCCACCCAGGGACCCCACGGACCGGGGGUGGCUUUGCACAUGACAUUUCUAACCCUUUUUUAAUGAACGGCGUCACAAUGUGAAUAACUUAAUAUUGCGUGUGUCUGUCAUCACAUUUCCGAGCCCAGUCAGGAGAGGGCCUCAGCUGUGGAGCGGGGCGCAGCCGCUCGCAGCCUCCCGGCGGGGUGCCACGGCCUCCCUGGCUCCGCGGAGCCCGGCUGCCCGAGCCCACGCUUCCACGCCGGCCGGCUCCCGAGCACAGCGCACAGGCGGUAGCCUCUCCCAGCCCCAAGGAUGCGAGUGCGUGUUUGGUGUGGCGUGUGGGUCCCUGCAGAAUACAGUGGUGCUACUGCCCCCCACCCCCGGGGGCAUUGGGUGAGUCCGAAGGUGGCGUCGCAGGCGGUCCCGACGGGGCGGGCAGCCCCGCCCCCACAAAGCAGCCGGUACAGCCCCCGCGGCUCGCCUGGCACUGGCCACGGCUGGUACGGCUUGCCUGGAACGAGAGCGGGCCGGCGGGUGUCCCGUGCCGGACGUGGCACUCUCCCACGCGGGGGAGACCGCUGCCGGGGGGUUUGAGGCCCACCCGGAUCGAUUCCGCCGCUGCUCCAGCGUGAAGGGUGGACGGACCUGUUGAGUUGGGAGUGGCUUGGUUUUUAGAGGCGCAAGGAGUGGAAGAAAUGUAUACAUACUGUAUAUGCGUUGUAUAUAUUAUACAUAUAAAAUGCACAGUUAUUUUUGUAUGUGUAUUUCAUGCCACGAAAUCUCUGCUGGCUCCUAUAAACUGACCGGUGCGCUCUUUGGCUCUCCGAGUGGGAGUA